Solea senegalensis (Senegalese sole) is the source of this 2883-nucleotide messenger RNA. Its product is annotated as upstream stimulatory factor 2. Gene Ontology annotation, molecular function: DNA-binding transcription factor activity, RNA polymerase II-specific; RNA polymerase II cis-regulatory region sequence-specific DNA binding; protein dimerization activity. Lineage: Eukaryota; Metazoa; Chordata; Actinopteri; Pleuronectiformes; Soleidae. Gene Ontology annotation, biological process: regulation of transcription by RNA polymerase II. The coding region runs from base 306 to 1271 and encodes 321 amino acids. The transcript has 11 exons. The record is from RefSeq and is a predicted model, not a curated record.
GUGCGUAUGGCGACAGCACUGAGGAGAGCCGGAAGUACUGGAACUGAAUCGGACUCCGCGCUCGGGUCACGCGGGGAGAACUGCAACGAUUUGGUGAACGAAUCUUUAUAGUGAACUGAUUCCAACGAUUCAGUACACCGAAAAGAACGGUUUUUCCCAUAACCAGAUCACGUGUCCCUCUUUCUCCCCCCGUAUCUAUCUCGCUCUGCCUCACAUGACCUGAGUGUUUGUCCUCGUGAUCACUCACUUCCACCUCAGUCUGUGUCACUCACUGAAUAUCACGUUUUUUUUCCGCGCUCACCCUGAUGGAUAUGCUCGAACAGAGUCUGGACACCGUAAGCCAAGAAAAACAAGAAGAAGAAGUGGACCAGGGAUCUGAAGACGCAGCAGGAGACGAUCAGGGCAGCGUGUCAGUAGCCAGUGUUCAGCAGGCUGCAGCGUUUGGAGACCACAACAUACAGUAUCAGUUCCGCACAGAGGGUGGGCAGGUCACGUACCGGGUCGUCCAGGUCAGCGACCAGCACCUCGACGGACGCGACGAUGGCGGCGGAGCGGUGAGCGUCGUCUCAGCGGCUGCUUUCUCUGCAGCUCCUCAGGCCGUCGCUCAGGCUGUGAUCCAGAACCCUUUCAGUAAUGGUGGAAGUCCAGCAGGAGAGGCGGUGGGAGGGGAGACACGCUUCGCUUACUUCCCAGCGUCGGCGGUGAGUGAAGGGACGGUGUCUGUGCAGGCCGCCGCUGACCCCGCGCUCACACAGGCGGGAGCCACAGGUCAGUUCUACGUCAUGAUGACGCCGCCUGACGUCAUUCAGACAGGAACGCCACGCACCAUCGCCCCACGCACACAGUCCUACUCUGCGAGUGAGAGUGAGCUGCUGCAGCGCGACGAUUUAAACUGGAAAAUGGAUGGACCUCGAACACCCAGAGAUGAAAGGAGGAGAGCGCAGCAUAAUGAAGUUGAGAGGCGGCGGAGAGACAAGAUCAACAACUGGAUCGUGACGCUCUCCAAGAUAAUCCCAGACUGCAACGUGGACAGCACCAAGACCGGAGCAAGUAAAGGAGGCAUCCUGUCCAAAGCGUGCGACUACAUCCGCGAGCUGAGGCAGAGCAACCAGCGUCUGCACGAGAGCGUGAAGGAGGUGGAGAGGAUACAGGUGGACAACGAGCUGUGUCGACAGCAGAUUGAGGAGCUGAAGAACGAGAACGCUCUGCUGCGAGCUCAGCUGCAGCAGCACGGCAUCGAGGUGGUCGGAGAGACGCCGCCGCCGCAGUGACGCAGCGAUGACACGCACACACACGGGGACGCUCGUGACACAUCAACCAACGCGGCGGCGGCGGGAGAGUAAAAAAAACCACGGCAGCAAGACAGCAAGGACUUUGUGCGUUUUUUUGAACCCUUCACUGAUCGGGGGCCGCGGCUGUUGUCGACUGUUGGAUCGCAUCGAGAUAAUUUGCAGCAUAGUAGAAAACAAAGACGGAGACGCCUCCUCACUCACAGACUGUCUCAUGUUUGUCCUUUCACUUCCUUCUGCCCCCCGCCGAUAUUAACUUUGACUUAGUUCAUGCUUUUAUUGUGUUCUUUUAAAGUUGUCUUAUUAUUAUUAAUAUUGUUGUUUUUAGCUGCUUUAAUUUAUUAGUGCGCAUGUUAAGAGAAGCCACACACACACGGCUGAUUGAUGUAAAUACGCCGUGUCAUGUUUUAAUACAGAUGUUACAGGAUGAUGCAGCAGACUUUUCUCUGGGAGUAAACAAUCAAUAACCUCCAUGACCUUCAUGUUGGCCCGUUGUCGUCAUCGUAAUCAUCAACGUUGCUCGUGUUCGUUAAACCUGGCACCAGGUUCUUUUAGCCCCUCCCCCUCUCGCUGAUGAAUUUGUGAAGGAAAAUUUAAACACCAACCUUGAAUCACUUGUUUGUGAGCUCAAAUAAAAACACACGCACACAUCAUUACAGACUUUUAAAGGGAUAGUUCAGGUGUUUUUUGUUGUAUGUGUGAACCUGAGAGCUCACAUCAGAUAUUUGCUCUCAGUCAUAGCAGGAAAAACAUGGAAAAAUCUGAUUUUAGACUUGCCUGAACCCUACAGUCAAGUAUCUUUCCACCACCCUUUAAAUCCAUAUUUCUUUUGUGCAUUUUCAUUACAAAGGGAUCAAGACGACUCAUCGUUUGAUGUUUGUUCUGUUGUUUUGAUGACAGGACCCCGAGUGGCAGCAGUUACAUACUAUGCAUUUAAGUCUGCGAUAUCUUUAAGAACAUGUUCACGUCUUUACACAGGAGCUGCUGGUUUUAUUAUUUUAAAUGCCAAAUUCACUAAAACAAGACACUUGAACUUGGUGAUAGAGGCAGCAGUGGAUCAACAACUCCUAUGUGCUGUGAUGUUAAAAUCACUGAUUUUCUCUAUGGGGUUUGGUGUGGGAGAGUGAGUGGUUUACAAACUUCAGUUUUCUGUUUGAAAAGUCUGUCGAACAGUGAGAUAAAGACGUGAACAUGUGACGUAGAUAGCAUAGACGUAACCUAAACUCACACAAGUCUUUUGGAAAGUGGCUAAAAACUUUUUUUUCUCGUGUCUCUGCUAACAGCCUGUAACAGACUGUCUUACAACCUUAAAACCCUGCUUUAUCCCUUUAAUGCAUCUUAUUUCUGACUGUACAUUUAAAGCUGUGUAUGGAAGUUAUGACUGAUGAUGUUGAAAAUGAAUCCUCAGCAAGAAAAGACGUCAAUAAUUCUCCAGAAAACAUGUUCACACAUAAAGUCAUGUUUUUCAUUCAUUUCUUUUUAAAUGGUAGGAGUGUGGAAAAAAAACAAACUUGCUUCCUGUCUGCAGCAACCUCACUGUUCUCAGGUUCAAUAGUAAACAAAUAAAUAAAUCACUUUUUACAAUAAAAUUAAA